This is a messenger RNA of Synchytrium microbalum, 3228 nucleotides long. RefSeq names its product beta-galactosidase. Gene Ontology annotation, molecular function: beta-galactosidase activity. The record is from RefSeq and is a predicted model, not a curated record. Gene Ontology annotation, biological process: carbohydrate metabolic process. Gene Ontology annotation, cellular component: vacuole. The coding region runs from base 1 to 3228 and encodes 1075 amino acids. NCBI's taxonomy places the organism in Eukaryota, Fungi, Chytridiomycota, Chytridiomycetes, Synchytriales, Synchytriaceae. The transcript is spliced from 9 exons.
AUGAGCACAUGGACCAAAACAAUUGCAGCCUCACCGCUUGCAAUGGCUGGAAUCUCCAUUCUAACCACAUCCGCGAUUUCAGCUCUUAUGGCUGCCUGGUCCUAUCGCAGUCUACGGCAAUAUAACAUGGGCUCGCUCCCCAUAACCACAUCAAGUACGCAAUAUAACAAGGAAAAAUACGGAAGAUACUUCAACUGGGACAAGUACUCGUUCUAUGUCAACGGACAACGUGUGGUGCUAUGUAGUGCCGAGUUCCACUACUGGCGUGUGCCAGACCAGUCUCGUUGGGAAGCUAUACUGAAGGAAUACAAGGUUGCUGGAUUCAAUUGUAUCAGGAUUUACUUUCAUUGGGGCUUCCACAGUCCAAACGAAGGUGUCUACGUCUUUGAUGGAAACCGUGACAUGGAUUUCUUGAUGCAACUGUGUCAGAAACUAGAGAUUUUCGUGCUCGCUGCUCCUGGGCCUUAUAUUUGUGCUGAAACUCAAGGCGGUGGAUUUCCUAUAUGGCUACUAGCAAAGAAGAAUAUUCGGUUACGACACAAGGUUAAUUAUUGGUACUCCAAGUAUGAUCCCGAGUUUUCGAAAUACGAGAAUGAAUGGUUUGGCGCUCUCCUACCAAUCCUAUCCCAGUACCAAAUCACGAACGGAAAAGGCGGUUGUCUCCUAGCCCUACAAGUCGAAAACGAACUAGAUGAAGACUUGAAAGGUUUCCCUAUUGGUUUACAUGAUCACAUGCGAAACCUAUCAUUUACUGCUCGAAAUUUGGGCAUUACAGUGCCGCUGUUUACAAAUGCCGCUAUAAUCAGUGACAGUUUCAUCACACGUCCAGACUCUGAAACCCGAUACGGCAAACCACAGUUUGGUGUUGACUUGUAUGGAUUUGAUCGAUACCUCGUAUGGGUACCUACUGGCGGUCUCUUGGUGCUGAAAAAUGAUCGAGAUGUUGUUACAAAUACAUGGAAGCCUUGGGAUCCUGCUAUUAUUGAAGGGGGUUUGGAUGGGAUUGAGAGUACGGUUAGGAGUUAUGGUGGUGGUGCUGCUCAGUCGCCUAUUCUCAUUCCGGAACUACAAGGUGGUUGGUUCAAUCAUUGGACGUGUCCGUAUACGUACGAUGCUAUCUAUAGCUACUAUGGACACACAUACACACGAACCUUAUACGACUCAUGUGUCGCUCAAGGCUCAACCGCAACCUCCUUUUACAUGGGAUAUGGUGGAACGAAUUGGGGAACAUUGGGUGACACUGAUGUCUACACCUCAUACGAUUACUCUGCAUGUAUUCGAGAAUACGGUGUAUUAAGUGGACGUGGACGAUUACUACGUCUGUCUUCCAUCUUUAUGCGUAGUUUUACCCAAUUAGCAGCUGCCACGGAUUUGGUAUUGCCUGGUAAAUCGUAUGCCGACAUAAUCAUAACUGCGUCGCCAACAAAAGUGUUGGCUGCCAGGAGAUCGUCUAAGGAAGUCACUGGAGCUGGCAUUGCAAUAUUUCGAAAUUUCUCGAAAGAGGAAUCAUCGAGUUAUAAUGUAUCCAUCCAGAUUGGUAAACUGCCUGCCUUCCAAUUACGUGGAUUGCUACCCUAUAAAUCGUCAUUUAUCUCACUCGUGAACUAUACAGCUAAUAACGGAUUGAAUCUGGUCGCAUCAACAAUGCCAAUCCAUUUACGAACAUAUUUGGAUGUACUUGCUCUAGGAAGUAGUAAAAUCGAAGUACUGGUUGUCCAAAACGAUGAUAAUGCAUCCGGAGAGCUGGCUUUCCGUGGGCAUGUAACGGUACAAGGAACUUUAGCUGCUACGACGAGGUCUGAAUUAGAAGGUGCUGUUACAGUUGUGAGGUUUGAGAAGCAGGCUGGAUGGGCUUCUGUUACACCGGCAACGUCAGCUACGUCGAUAUAUAUUGUCGCGCUUGCUACACAUGAUCUCUUUACGCUCGCGCCGGUGUUUGAUGAAUCCCAUUUCCGCAAGGAUACGAAUACUAGCAAGGAUAAUUAUAGUCCGACGCUGGCCGCAUGGGGAUGCACACACAUAUCACGAGACCACGUAACAGGAAAUAUCGACAUACAAUACUCGUCGAAUGAUACAGGUGUAUAUGUCUUGUCUGGUAAACCAGUAACGGGGUUCCAGCAACCGGUAGCUUCAGAUCCAUACGCCAAUAUCCCAUUCAUAUUACAAAGAUCGCUAGGUCCCAUCUCUGCAAACCUAUUUGCUCGCCCCGUGUUGACAAACUGGACGCACCGACCAGUAGAUUUCGAAUCAAUGGCAUGGCAUCCACUCCCAUUCCACAAGGACGGUAAACCGACGCUCGACACUCUAGAUCUAGGAUAUACGUCUGCUCACUGUCUCUACAGAGCGAGGUUUACCGUACCUCGUAAUUCAGGGCAUGUGAAACUAUCAAUCAAUGCACGCCACCGGGUAACGAUAUACGUGAAUGAUGUUUGCGUUGGUGGACAUUUCACGUAUAGUUUGGCGUUGAUGCAGCCGGGGGCUAAGCAGGGUGCUGAUUGGGAAAUGUUUGCGAGUGGCAGGAGAGAGUAUGAUUUGAGUGGGUUUGUGGAGGUGGGUGUUAAUUCGGUUGUUGUGUUGGUUGAUAGCGUUGGGUUUCAGAGGGGCCCGUCAUUCUUGUAUGAUUUUAGGAAUCAGAGAGGUAUUGUCCAAGCCAAAAUAACCGGCGCAAAAUCCAUAUCGUGGGACGUAACCGGCAUAGACGUGAAAACCCUCUCCAACGCAUACACAUCCACAGGCUUCCCGGACGAAUCUGCAACAACACACUACACCCCCGCCCACAACAUCAAACAAGAAGGCCAAGGCCCGUCAUCCACCACAUCCAUAAUAACCCUCGCAGCCAAAGCAUUCACACCACGGUACUACAUAUCCCAUUUCGAUGCCCCAACGGCGUCUGCGUCAUCGCCAUUCCGUGUGCCGCUACGACUGUGUAUAAGUGGAUCAGCAACCGCGUAUAUAUUCUUGAAUGGGGUGCUUAUAGGACGUUAUUUUGGGGAGGGUGGGGAUUGUGCGCAGAAGGAUUUCUAUAUGCAUGAAGGGUUUGUGCGUGUGGAGGGCAAUGAGGUUAAGAUGCUUGUUUAUUCGAGAGAGACAGCUGGGGAUGUCGUGAUUAAGGUUGAGGUUAGAGAGUGGAGGACUGAUAGUGGUGGGGGUUUGGAAGAGAGGUUUAGUUUCAAUCUUGUUGAGGACGGAGCGCCUGUUAUUUUUGGGAGGGAGAGACUUCCGUCGUAA